Molecule: messenger RNA, 1667 nt
Organism: Anoplophora glabripennis (Asian longhorned beetle)
Lineage: Eukaryota; Metazoa; Arthropoda; Insecta; Coleoptera; Cerambycidae
Product: myrosinase 1
Exons: 8
Coding region: 42-1520 (492 amino acids)
Biological process (GO): carbohydrate metabolic process
Molecular function (GO): beta-glucosidase activity
Source: RefSeq, a predicted model, not a curated record
AUAAAAGGAUCAGUCAGUCAGUUCCAAUUUGAAGUUUAGUUAUGCUGUACCGGUCCAUAAUUGCCUUUGCCCUGAUAUCAAAAUGGGGAUCAUGCUAUGAAGUCAGCAACUUAACUUUUCCGAGCUCAUUUCUUUUCGGGGCUGCAACGUCUGCAUACCAGAUCGAAGGGGCAUGGAACGAAUCUGGCAAAGGCGUAAGCAGAUGGGAUUACAUAACACAUUCCACACAAAUAGUGGUUGAUGGGAGCAAUGGUGACGUUGCUUGCGACUCCUAUCACAAAUACGAAGAUGAUAUUGCCAUUCUAAAGGAGUUGGGUGUGGACUAUUAUAGAUUUUCCAUAGCGUGGACGAGGAUUCUACCUUCUGGUUUGACUAAUGAAAUUAAUCAAGAUGGUGUGGAUUAUUAUAACAGCCUGAUCGAUGGCCUAGUCGAGGCUGGGAUACAACCCUGGGUAACCAUGUACCACUGGGACGUCCCACAGGCAUUGAAUUACAUUGGGGAUUUUAGUAACCCCACUUUUGUCGAUUAUGUGACCGAUUAUGCAGAUCUACUGUUUUCAUUAUUUGGAGACAGAGUAAAGACUUGGAUUACUUUUAACGAACCUAUAACAUUUUGUGCGCAUUUUCCAAUUGCAUCUGCGGCGCUUGGUGUUCUUUUGCCAGUUGGAGUUUCAGAAUAUCUCUGUUCGCAUAACGUUCUUAGGGCUCACGCCAGAAUCUAUCGUUUGUAUCAGCUAAAAUACAAAUACAGCCAAGGGGGUAGAAUAAGCAUUUCAUUGAGUACAGAAUAUGCAGAACCAGCGUCUGAUUCACCAGCUGACAUUGAGGCAGCUCACAGAAAACUUCUUUUUGAUUUUGGUUGGUAUGCAUAUCCUUUGGUUUAUGGAAAUUAUCCUAGGGUGAUGAUAGACACUGUUAGGAAUCUCAGUUCAAUACAAGGUUAUCCCGUUUCGCGUUUGCCGAUCUUCACACUUACAGAACGUUUGAUGCUCAGAGGGGCGUACGAUUUCAUUGCUUUAAAUCACUAUACUACUUCAUUGACUGCUGAUGCCAGUUCAGAAAUUAAAGAAGCUAGUUUUAUGAACGACGCUUUAGUUGAACAGUAUAAGGAUCCAACAUGGGGGAACUCUUCUGCGAGUUGGUUGACAGUUUAUCCAGAAGGAUUUAGAAAGUUAUUAGUGCACAUAAAGGAAACUUAUAAUGACCCAGAAAUUGUUGUCACUGAAAAUGGAUUUGCAGAUGAACCAGACGAAUUUAAUGAUUUGGGAAGGAUCAGUUAUAUCCAAUCUUAUUUAAGCGAGUUGCUGAAAGCAGUUCACGAAGACGGAGUGAAGGUAACUGCAUACACAGCAUGGAGUCUGAUGGAUAAUUUUGAGUGGUACAAUGGAUUUACGGUCCGAUUUGGAUUGUACCAUGUGGACUUUGACAGCUCGAACAAAACUAGAACUCCGAAAGAUUCAGCCUCAUAUUACAGAAACGUCAUUGAAACUAGAUGCCUAGUCGAUGUGUGUGGGGAAUAACAUUUGGACAUUUGCUUUUUUUAUUCUAUAUAUGAAAAUGUUGAUAAACCUUUAGCCAUCAGAAAUGUUUAUCUUCAAUUUUCUGGAUUUUAUUUGUUUAAAUUGUACAUAUAAUAAAAUACAUUCUUGAUCUUCACCAUAUUAUAA